Pneumocystis jirovecii RU7 is the source of this 1077-nucleotide messenger RNA. RefSeq names its product mitogen-activated protein kinase 2. Gene Ontology annotation, biological process: protein phosphorylation; intracellular signal transduction. NCBI's taxonomy places the organism in Eukaryota, Fungi, Ascomycota, Pneumocystomycetes, Pneumocystales, Pneumocystaceae. The transcript has 8 exons. The record is from RefSeq and is a predicted model, not a curated record. Gene Ontology annotation, cellular component: nucleus; cytoplasm. The coding region runs from base 1 to 1077 and encodes 358 amino acids. Gene Ontology annotation, molecular function: MAP kinase activity; ATP binding.
AUGUGCGCAUCUGCACGUAAUGUUCAAUUUAAUGUCUCUGAUGACUAUAAAGUCCUUGAUGUUAUUGGGGAGGGUGCAUAUGGGAUUGUUUGUUCUGCUAUUCAUAAGCCAAGUGGACAGAAAGUAGCUAUUAAGAAAAUUUCACCGUUUGAUCAUUCUAUGUUUUGUUUGCGUACUCUACGUGAAAUGAAGCUUUUACGUUAUUUUAACCAUGAAAAUUUAAAGAUUAUUUCUAUUUUAGAUAUUCAACAGCCACAGGAUUUUGAGUCGUUUUCUGAGGUGUAUUUGAUCCAAGAGUUGAUGGAAACUGAUAUGCAUCGUGUGAUUCGUACACAGGAUUUAUCAGAUGAUCAUUGCCAAUAUUUUAUUUAUCAAGUUUUACGUGCACUUAAAGCAAUGCACAGUGCAGACAUUUUGCAUCGAGAUCUGAAACCAUCCAAUUUAUUACUGAAUGCGAAUUGUGAUCUUAAAGUCUGUGAUUUUGGAUUGGCACGUUCUGCUGUUAGUACAGAAGAUACUACGAGUUUCAUGACAGAAUAUGUGGCAACACGCUGGUAUCGUGCGCCUGAAAUUAUGUUAACCUUCAAAGAAUAUACGAAGGCAAUUGAUAUAUGGAGUGUUGGAUGCAUUCUGGCUGAAAUGUUGAGUGGGAAGCCCUUGUUUCCUGGGAAAGAUUAUCAUCAUCAGCUUAUGCUUAUUCUAGAUGUACUAGGCACUCCAACAAUGGAAGAUUAUUAUGGGAUUAAAUCCCGUAGAGCUCGUGAAUAUAUUCGGUCUUUGCCGUUUAAGAAACGGGUUUCGUUUUCUACUAUUUUUCCAAAAGCUAAUCCACUUGCUUUGGAUUUACUUGAAAAACUUUUAGCUUUUAAUCCUGCAAAGAGAUUAACAGUUGAAGAGGCACUUCAGCAUAGAUAUCUUGAACCAUAUCAUGAUCCAGAUGACGAACCAACGGCUCCUCCCAUUUCUCCAAGCUUUUUUGAUUUUGAUCGAAUAAAGGACAAACUUAGCAAGAAUGAUCUUAAGGUUCUUAUCUAUAAAGAGAUUAUGGGGAAAGAUAGCCACUCUUCUUCUGACUAG